Penicillium concentricum is the source of this 1659-nucleotide messenger RNA. RefSeq lists its product as uncharacterized. NCBI's taxonomy places the organism in Eukaryota, Fungi, Ascomycota, Eurotiomycetes, Eurotiales, Aspergillaceae. The transcript is spliced from 2 exons. The coding region runs from base 1 to 1659 and encodes 552 amino acids. The record is from RefSeq and is a predicted model, not a curated record.
AUGGAGUCUGUCCCGGAUUUUACCAGUAUCAUCCACUCACCAUCAUUCACCUUCCUUGUCGGUCCACGACAUACGAAGCUGACAAUCCAGUCGGGACUCGCCCAACAUGUCUCCAAACCACUCCAUAAUCUCAUGAACGGUCCGACGAGGGAAUCAAAACAUCGAAUCGCCGUUCUAGAAGAAGACGACGUUGAAACCUUUGUCGCUUUCUGCGAGUAUGCAUAUACCGGCGAUUAUAAGGUGCCUCGUCCGGAGGUCCGAGAAGAUCACAGGGUUGGAGUAGUCGAGAGCUCGCCUAGUACCGCCACCUGGAGAGAGCAUUACCGAUCUGGUUCAAUCGCGUCAACUGUGCCACCUCCGGCUCCGUCGCCACCUCCGCAGUAUCGCCAUCGGGGACAGGGAGCCCAUCAGUCUGCAAUUGAGCCUGAGACUGAGCCGGUGCCUGCGCCCGUGUCUGAGCCUGCGCCCACCGAGGUCAAGGAACCGGUUACUCCAACCCAUGUUCCAGAAUCUGAGGUUGAGCCGACUCCAGAGCCAGAGGCUCCAGUCUCUGCGGCGGAGCCGGAACCGGAGCCAGAGACAUACCACGAGGCGGAGGCUGCACCAGAGCCAGUCGAGGAUAUGCCUCCUGUCGAGGGUGGAUGGGCUCCGGAUGAAGAACCUGUGUCGUGGGAGCCAGAAGAUGCCAAGGUAGAAAAAACUAAGGGAAAGAAGGGAAAGAAAGGGAAGAAGGGCAAAAAGCAAGCAGAGCCAGUCGAAGAACUUCCCGCACUAGCUGGACCUGUCAACCUUACGCCACCAUCAACACCACCCCCAGAAGUUGCUGCCGACCCUCUCCCGGAGUCAGAAGCAGAGCCCGUUGAAGAAUGGACUCCUGUCCCAGAGCCAGAACCCGAACCGACUGAGUCAUGGGAACAGCCAGCCGAAGAACCCGCGCUGACAGAAGAACCUGCACCUGUGGAAGGAUCGAUGGAAGAUUCUUGGACUCAGGACAGAAGCAACCAUACACAGCGCCAACGACCAAUGCUCGACAUGUCCUUUGCCCAACAUCAAGUCUCCUCGCCCUGCGAGGCGGGUCUCAGCCUAUGGGACGAGUUCACAUCCCUACAAUACAAUGACGAGCCAGCAACCUCCAAGCCUAGCCCGGUCGAGACACCAAGCACCGACCUACCCUACAUCACAUUCCACGCGAAGGUCUACGUCUUCGCCACCCGGUACCUAAUCCCCGCUCUCGCCCAGCUUUGCCUCCGAAAGCUGCAUCGCGAUCUUCUCACCCUCUCAUCGGCAGACUUCGAAACCGCCGAUCAAGACGACUCUCAAAUUCUAGACGGCUUGGCAGCAACCAAGGCGCAGAUGAUACUGGAGUUGGUACACUACGCCUACACCAAGACAGCCCGACUGGAGCCGAUCUCGCCGACAUCCGCGACCCAGCUUCGGGAGAACGAGCUGCGUCGACUGGUGGUGCACUAUGCAGCGUGCAACGUGAAGGAAUUGGCACGAUAUCAUUCGGCAGACGAUUCCGUCUCGGCGACGCCGUCUUUGCGACCUGUGGAUGCAAAAGUGGAGCGAGUUGAGACGUCCACUUCCCCUAAGAGUCUCCGUGCUUUGUUGGACUUGACGACAGAGCUGGCCUCUGAUCUGGUCUACCGCAUGAUGUGA